This is a messenger RNA of Trematomus bernacchii (emerald rockcod), 2717 nucleotides long. It is a transcript of the gene zdhhc15b, whose product is annotated as zinc finger DHHC-type palmitoyltransferase 15b. The record is from RefSeq and is a predicted model, not a curated record. Gene Ontology annotation, cellular component: endoplasmic reticulum; Golgi apparatus. NCBI's taxonomy places the organism in Eukaryota, Metazoa, Chordata, Actinopteri, Perciformes, Nototheniidae. The transcript is spliced from 11 exons. Gene Ontology annotation, biological process: synaptic vesicle maturation; protein targeting to membrane; peptidyl-L-cysteine S-palmitoylation. Gene Ontology annotation, molecular function: protein-cysteine S-palmitoyltransferase activity. The coding region runs from base 40 to 1044 and encodes 334 amino acids.
UGGUAGUCAAGCGCAGAUCGGGAGAGAGACUAGUCGAACAUGGCUCUCUCCAGAGGCUUGAGAUGUUGUCAAAGGGUUUUCUCCUGGAUACCUGUCCUUAUAAUAGCCGCAGUGAUGUUGUGGUCAUACUACGCCUACGUAUUUGAGCUAUGUCUUUUUACACUAACCAACACACUGGAGAAAGUGGCCUAUCUACUGGUAUUUCAUGUUUGCUUUGUGAUGUUCUCCUGGACCUACUGGAAGUCCAUUUUUACCCCUCCUGCCUCACCAUGCAAAAAGUUUCAGCUGUCAUACUCGGACAAGCAAAGAUACGAAUUUGAAGAGAGACCAGAUGCUCAGAAACAAAUCCUGGUUGAGAUUGCAAAGAAACUGCCCAUCUUCAGUCGAGCUCAUUCUGGAGCUAUCAGGUUCUGCGACCGCUGCCAGGUUCUGAAGCCUGACCGCUGUCACCACUGCUCGGUUUGUGAAACAUGUGUAUUGAAGAUGGACCAUCACUGUCCCUGGGUGAACAACUGUGUGGGCUUUGCCAACUACAAGUUUUUCCUGCUUUUCCUGGCCUACUCCAUGGUGUAUUGUGUAUUCAUUGCAGCUACAGUCUUUCAGUAUUUCCUUAAAUUCUGGGUGGGGGACUUGCCAAAUGGACCUGCAAAGUUCCAUGUCCUCUUCCUCAUGUUUGUGGCGCUCAUGUUCUUCGUCAGUCUCAUGUUCCUCUUUGGCUACCACUGUUGGUUGGUCUCCAAGAACCGAUCCACUUUAGAGGCUUUCACAGCUCCAGUUUUUGUCAGUGGACCAGACAGAAAUGGCUUUAAUGUUGGCAUACGUAGAAACCUGCAGCAAGUGUUUGGAGAGGAUCGAAGGCUGUGGUUCAUCCCGGUUUUCACUGGCCAAGGGAACGGCCACUACUUCCCCUUGAAGAAUCGGAGUUCUGAGUCCCACAACCCCUUAUUAGCUAAUGAGGACCUGUGGGAGGAGUCUGAUGAUGGCUCUGAGGGAAGCCUGGUUGAGGACCAUGACCCUUCUGUUACCAUAGAGAUGGAGGAAUAGUAAUGUAAAGUAAGGACAAAAUACACUGGUACAGAGGACGUAGAUUCAUAUCACACACACUGUGGCAAACGCAUUCCAUAUCAUGUGGACCUUCAGACACUGAAAAAAUCCUGAAGGAGGCCAAACGUGUGGAUUAAAAGCUGCAUUUGCAUUGUUAUUGCCACUUGUCCCCAUGUGUUUUACAUAUUGAUGAACAGAGGAACUCAAUGGACAACCAGUAGUUUCACCUCUCCUCUCAGCAGUACAGCAGGAUCAGUUUGGUUCAGACCAAAACUUGUCAAAUAUUACCUUGUAUACAAAAAGACGGCUGUAUUUAUUACCAUGGGUCGUAUAUAUAUAUAUAUAUAUAUUUCCCUCUGGUUGUUCAUCACAAAGCAAUGGCCUCUGUGGGAUUAUAAAUAAGUGUUAAUUGGGGAGCUUCUGUACUGCUUUACAUGCCUGUGUUAUUGUUGGGUCGUGGGUUUACAGUGUCUGUGCUGGGUGGGUGGGGGGCUCUAACUUAACACCUAUGAUGCUGCAGAGGUCUCUUGUAGUGAUUCAGUUGUCUGGCCUCUACCAGUUUGAGCUUUGCAGAAUAUUAACAUGAUAUCUUACUUUUUUUUUUAUGCAAAUAAGAGUAUUAUAUUACCUGACUUAACCUCCGCCUUAUUAAUAUAUUCAUUUUUGUGUUUUUCGGACUCCUUUUCUUCUAAGAAUGUAUUCAGCUCCCUGCUUGUGAAUAGACUGUGCCAACGUUUCAGGCACCUAUUUACGAGAAAACUCAUAUUGUGCUUAAGUAGAGAAUCUCAGCAUUAAUAUUAUUUGAUAAAUAUGCCAUUAUUGAUGUCUGAUCAGACUGGUAAGGGUAUUAAAAACUAAACUACCGUAUAUUUGAAGUGUUAAUUCACUGUUACAGCUCAAUAUGUAUUAUGGCAAACGUAAUAUGUUCAAAAUUCUAAAGUGUAUCGUGUAUCAUUGCUUACAUUAUGUUGGAUACAUUGCUCUAAAGAAAUCGAGUGAUGGGUUUGAGUCCAAUGCCGGGGAUGAGCAUACAAAACAAACUGUGAUAGACUUUUUAUUUAAAAACAAUCACAAUCUUUCUACCAUACCAGCCUUCCCUAGUGCAGUAACACUUCUGUGUGGAAGUUAUAGGAAAGUGAAAUUAACUUUCAUCAUGGGUACAACAUAAUUUAUAGGUUCUAUGUCUGCUUGGACUUUUGAUCUCUUGAAACAUGCAGAUAAGUGUACAUAUAUAUAUAACGACUGGUCCUCAUCCACUGGUUGGUAGAGGAACGCGAUCUUCUGCAAUGUGAUGUUCCAAAUGGUUUUCUACAUGCGUUAAUGUAUUUUGAAAUUUUAAUAGUAAUGGAACAGAUCCUCCUGGUGGAAACUGUUGGUUUAUGGUAUUUAUUGUGUAUUUAUAUUUAGCCAGCAAACUUAGUUAAAAAAACUUCUGUUAGUGAGUACGUCCGUUUUAGUACAAUUCAAAAGUUUGGCCUUUAUCAAACCUUGAUACUGUUUGAUCUUGACACUUUAACUUGCUUCAUCAUAUCUGUUUUACUACUAUGUUGGGAAAGCCAAAUAAAAUGCUGCUCAUAUCUGAGAAAUUCACAAUAUAACAUACAUUAUAUGAGGUACAACUCAUUGUCUGAAAGCAUGUAUAAACUCUAGGAAAGAUGUGGAUGUUGAGUGUU